Molecule: messenger RNA, 14230 nt
Organism: Bicyclus anynana (squinting bush brown)
Lineage: Eukaryota; Metazoa; Arthropoda; Insecta; Lepidoptera; Nymphalidae
Gene: kl-3
Product: dynein axonemal heavy chain 8
Exons: 90
Coding region: 157-14184 (4675 amino acids)
Biological process (GO): microtubule-based movement
Cellular component (GO): dynein complex
Molecular function (GO): minus-end-directed microtubule motor activity; ATP binding; dynein intermediate chain binding
Source: RefSeq, a predicted model, not a curated record
GUCAAAAUUAUUUGAAUUUGAAAUCAGAAACAUCGAAGUUUCCAUUUAUUUACGUUCUGACUUUGACAUAAUAAAUUUCAUAUUUGGCUUGAGAGGACAUUUGCCGUAAUAAAUAUUUUGUAAUUUCGUGUUUUCUUAUAAACACGUGUUAAAAUAAUGGCAGACGAAGGUGAUAAAGAUGAACGCCCUGCUGAAGGUCAAUCUCAGCCGGCUGAAUCAGCUGCUUCGCAUAAAGAAGAUGAACACACCGAAGACGUUGCACACACUGCGGAAAAUAUAAGUAGAACGUCCAGAAAGCAUUCUGUAUAUCCAGCUAAGGAAGGAACUUCCACACAAAUAAUCGACAUAGACAGGACUGCAUUGGAAGCCAUACUGGAUGUCAGUUCCCGUAUACAGGAAAUUCAGAAAAAGAGCAAAGUGUCUAUGAGCACUUUGGCUUUAGCUCAUGAGUCUUACAAAGAUAAACAAGCUAAAGCAAAGGAGGCUCGUAAUAAUAGAGUAGGAGGAUUAAAGUCACAAAGUAGAUUUUUAUUGGAAAAUGGUGCCUCGGCACUAAAUAAACCGAUUGAAUAUGUACUGGAAGGUGUUUAUGAUGCUGAUAUUCAUAUAGACAUUUUGGAUAGCUCUUUAGCUGAAGGCGCUAGAAACUGCUUUGUACUCUGUGAUGCUUCGCUGCCACCGUUGAAAAUGGAGUCUGGUAGAUUCAUUCCUAACCAGAAAGGGAAGAUGGACAGGACAUAUAUAUCUGAUGCAACCACUAUAGGAACUGAAGGGAUGUGCGUGGCAUUUUACAGGAUCAAAAACAAAGCUGUUGAUAUGAAAUCUGUUGCCGAUGACUAUUUUUACGUGGUGUUUGACGUUAAUCAAGAGACAGAGAAUAUUGUGUCCGGUAUAUUCAAAACGCUACAACGUGUAUAUGUCCCAGCAGUAAAAGCGUGCCAGGCCUGGGGAGACCUAAAUCCGCCUAAUCCCAAAAGCGCUGAUAUUAUCAAAACCUAUAUAUCGAGAAUUAUGCUGUUUAUAGAUUAUCUUGCCAAAACUAAAGUUGAUUUGGAUUGUUGCACAAAAUUUAAAAUAAAUCUAAUCUUGUACGAAGAGGAAUUGUCUGAUCAGGAUAAAAUGAAAGCAGCUAUCACCAAAACUCAUGUUUUAGAAGAGAUUUGCUCGUUUGUUAAACAAUGGGUUAAACAAAUCACGAUGGUGUUAGUCCAAAGCCAACAGCUACGUCGGGAGCCAUCGAACAUCGGUCCCCUUGCUGAGUUGGAUCACUGGCGACGACAACUAACUUCUUUCACGUCUAUCAUUGAACAUAUUAAAAGUGAACCCUGCCAGAUGUAUAUAUACACGCUUAUCCGAGCCAAGUCUAAACUAAUCAAAAAAUGGAGAUUGAUAGACAAUCAAGUUACUGAUUACUUCAAUGAAGCAUUUGAUAAUGUCAAAUAUUUAUACGCCUUGGAGAAAUAUUGUGAACCUCUUUAUAGGUGUGAUCCACUUACAAUGCAACAGUUUAUUCCUGGUUUACUUUACACGGUGCGGAUGAUCUUUGCGACGUCGCGCUACUAUAAUACAACUAAACAGAUCUCCACACUGCUCGUUAAGGUCACAAACCAAAUCCUCAAUAUGUGUAUGGACUACAUGACUAAUGGUGGCAAGAAGACAAUUUGGAAUCAGGACAAGCUUAAUUUUAACAAGAAAGCUAAGUUAUGCUUAAACUUGUACAGCUUUUAUCGGGAAUGUUAUAACGAAACACAGUUAGAAAUGAUGGAAGCAGCCGACGAGCGUCCAUUUGAUUGCUCUGAAAUGUAUAUUUUUGGAAAAUUUGAAACCUUCCGAAAACGGUUGUUAAAGGUGGUUGAUUUAUUUCAAAUCUAUAUAACUUACUAUGUGCUGAAUAAAACGACCCUAGAAGGAAUUGAGGAAUUUGCUGCAAAUUUCAACAAGUUGUUCAAGACUAUUUCAUCAAAAACUUACGACGCUUUGGAUCAUAGGCGACCUGAUUUCGAUAAAGACUACAAAAUAUACAAAGACAACGUCGCAACACAGGAAUUACUUUUAGAAAACUAUAUGAUUACGAGUGUAAAUAAAUGUCCUACUACCGAAAUAGCUCUACAUCUGUUGGAGAGGUUCAAGAAGCUAAAACUUGAUUGUUUAUAUCUGGAAGAUCAAUAUUAUGAUUUAAUUAGCAAAUAUACUGGCGAGAUUGAAUCUAUCCGAGAUAGGUAUAACGAAGAAAGGGAGAACCCAGAAUUACCAAGAAAUAUGCCCCCCGUAUCGGGUAGAGUAUUAUGGAUACGUUUUUAUGAUAAAAACAUCAAGUUUCCUAUGCAGGAGUUCAUGCAACACAAAGAAGUUAUCACUCACAUGAAUACCCAACGGUGCAUAAAGCUAUACAACGUCAUGAAUAUCGUAUUCACGGAGUUCGAGUUUAUUUACCAUCGCGCUUGGACAGAAAAUGUAGGACAGGUCAGGUUGGGACUAAUCGCACCACUCCUGAUCCGUCAUCCAGUGACAAACAGAUUUAUUGUGAACUUUAACAUUUAUAUACCUGAGUGUAUUCGAGAGGUGGAAUACAUGUGGCAGUUGAAUUUAUAUGUACCAGACACUGCCCAAAUUGUUGCCUUUUGCAAAGAAAAACUUUAUGGAGACUAUGAAAGACUAUCAUUUUUAGUCAACCGUAAUGACCAAAUAAGAAGGAGUAUGCCAAAAUUAUACUUACCACUUCUGCGUGCACAGUUAGUGAAAUUAGAUAGUGCGUUUCAACCCGGACUAUCGAGCAUAACCUGGACGUCCUUAGAAAUAGAAUCCUACUGCGACAAGAUCGAGAGUGUGUUGGAUGAAGUUGAUUUAUUUGUCAAAGAGGUUGUGGAUAUGAAAGAGGCGCGUAUUGACGCGAUAUUACAGUCUAUAUCGAAGACGUUACUCGUGUAUUUGCCGGAACAAGCUGUCGAUCCAAAUUCCUUUUAUGAAGACAACCUCGUUAGACGCGAUGAAAUAGCGGUAGAUUUGCAACAGAAAUCAUGCAAUGCGGAGGUGGCUGUUAUAGAAUUGAUAAACAAGUUUUUAGGGAGUGUGCCUUUGCAAUCGAUUCGGGAUCUAAAGGAUAACUGGUUAGAUACCGAAAAGGCACUAAAGCAAGUAACUUCGGCUACUAGAGUCUUUCCUGAAGAUGCAGCUUUUCUAGAAAUUGAGAACCCAGAGCGAUAUGAACCUAUGCACGCGAUAAAUGAAUGCAAUGAAUUAUUUGCUUAUUUUGCCACGAAAUGUUUGGAAUCUUUAAUAAAAUGCACCAGACAAAGUCUGGACUUACUAAGAAAGAGAGCUUCGGUUUCAAGUUUUCUGACGAUGACAACCGAUCCUGAAGAGCAAAAGAAGCUAAAACCACUCAUGUUUACAAUGAUGUAUUUAGAGAUUCCUAGGAUUUUAAUCAAACCUUCUUUAGAAGAGAUUCAGAGCGCGUUUUCGCAGGUGGUGUUAAACUGUAUAAUGGACAUACAUCGUAACGUCUUCAUGUGGGGCCAACAGGCGCUGUUGCAGAAAGAGGAUAUGAGAGAAAAAUCACUUUCUAUAACUAGGGCAGCCACAAGUUCUAGAUCUGGUUCAAGUCUCAUGGGAGUUAGAAGUUAUUUCCGGAUGGUCUCCGAGCAUAAAGAUAUUGUACGAGCUGUCAUGGCUUUGCAGGGCAUGAUGUAUAUGUAUAAACCAGAUAUUGAAAAACUGAUGACUGCUUAUAAUAGAUUCGCACCUUUAUGGGCGGAAGAUAGAGUGCAACAAAUCCAAAGCUUUGUCGAUACAAAUCCUCUAAAUGUUAUAAUUGGCGAUAUGUUUAAAAAAUAUGAAGGACAGACGGAUGAAGUUCUCAAUUUACCAAAAAGACAUAUUAUUGGAUCAAUACAAAUAAAUAUGGAUCAAAUUACUUUAGCAUUGCAUAUUGAAUCUAUUGAAUGGAAGAGAAUACUGGGAAAACUUCUCAGUAUGGCCUAUAGAGAAAGAGUAUUAAAAUUAAUGCAAUUUAUCAAAGAUCGCAUGAAGACUAUGAGCAAGAAGAUCAAGGAUUUAGAUGACGUCAGAGUAGCAAUGCUAUGUUUGGAAUUGAUACGAGAGGAGUUUAUUGGAAUGGAUAUGGAAUUAGAUUUGAUCGAAGAGAGCUAUGCUUUAUUUAGCCAGUUUAAUAUAGACAUUCCCAGAGAAGAUGCCGAUAUGGUUUAUGGACUGCGAUAUGCGUUCCAAAAUAUGUUACUAACAGCCCAACAAGUGCAACAACGUAUAGUAGAAAUGCAGGGUCCUCUACAGAAGGAAUUAACUGAUGGUGUUUCAAAUUUCUUAAAAGACGUGUUAAAGUUUGAUGCUGAUUACGAACAGUUUGGCCCUAUGACACCAGGUCUUUCUGCAAGAGAAGCCAGUGACAGGGUUAUUAUGUUCCAAUCGCGGUUUGAUGAGCUAUGGAGGCGAUUCGAAAUGUAUUCUAAUGGGGAGAAACUAUUUGGAAUGGAAGUUAAGGAUUAUCCCAUUCUUCACCAGAGGAAAAAAGAAUUCAAUUUACUAAGCAAGCUGUACAGUUUGUAUCUUGCUGUAAUGAAUUCGAUUGACGGGUAUUUUGAAACACCGUGGGUAUCUUUAGAUAUUGAGCUAAUUGUGGCUCAAUUAGCUGAAUUUGAUCUGAGGUGUAGAAAGUUACCUAGAGGUAUGAAAGACUGGCCUGCAUUUAUUGAUUUAAAGAAUAAAAUCGACGACUUCAAUCAAACGUGUCCUCUAUUAGAAUUAAUGGCAGAUAAAUCAAUGAAGGAGCGACACUGGAGGAGACUCGAGAAAUUAAUGAAUUGCGUUUUGGAUGUUGAAUCUGAUACUUUCACUUUGGCUAAUGUUAUGGAGGCUCCGUUAUUGAAGAAUAAAGAAGAUGUUGAAGACAUAUGUAUCAGUGCUGUAAAAGAAAAAGAUAUAGAAGCUAAAUUAAAGCAGAUCAUAGCUGAUUGGGCGGUUGUGGACCUCACGUUCACAAAUUUCAAGAACCGCGGUGAGCUGUUGAUUAAACCGCAAGAAACGCUCGAUAUUAUAACGUUGUUAGAAGACUCUUUGAUGGUCUUGAAUUCGUUAGCAUCGAAUCGAUACAAUGCACCGUUUAAGAGAGAUAUAUUGUUAUGGAUCAAUAAAUUGGUGGGCACGACCGACAUCCUGGAGAAGUGGCUGCAAGUACAGACGUUGUGGAUGUAUUUGGAAGCCGUGUUCGUUGGUGGUGAUAUCGCAAAACAGCUGCCAGCUGAGGCUAAAAGAUUUGCUACAAUCGAUAAAACUUACGUCAAAAUCAUGUAUCGUGCCCGCGAUAUGGUCAAUUGCGUGGAAGUGUGCGUUUCUGAUGAUACAUUGAAGCAACUGCUUCCUCAUCUCAUAGAACAGCUUGAAGCCUGCCAAAAGUCACUCACUGGUUACUUAGAGACCAAACGGCUUAUCUUCCCGAGAUUUUUCUUCGUCUCAGAUCCAGUUCUUUUGGAAAUUCUCGGACAAUCAUCAAAUCCGCAAUCUAUUCAGCCACAUCUACCUAGUAUAUUUGAUGCAAUGUACACGGUCGACUUCGAUGAUAAAGAUCGUAUUAUAAAUAUGAAUUCUAACAAUGGUGAAACUAUUCCCUUGGAACGGGCUGUUAGUUGCAUUGGAGGAGUAGAGAUUUGGCUUAAUACUUUGCUGGAUACUAUGAAAGACACUGUAAAGAACAUAAUUGCCAGUAUAUCUCAGGCUAUGUCCUCAGAUCCUGAAUUUGAGUUUUUAGUCAGUUUUUGGCAUUUUCCGGGUCAGGCAAGUUUAUUGGGGAUGCAAAUUCUUUGGACAAGCGAUGCUGAGUACGCAUUAAAAAAAGCUAGAGCUGACCGUUUUAUCAUGAGGCUAACGAAUCAGAAGAAUCUUGAUUUAUUAAACGGCCUUAUUGACCAAACUGUUACAGACUUAACUCCUCUAGAUAGAACUAGAGUUGAAACUAUGAUUACAAUACACGUUCAUCAAAGAGAUAUAUUCGACGAUCUGGUAAGAAUGAGGAUCAAAUCUCCCGGGGAUUUCGAAUGGCAAAAACAAGCGAGAUUUUAUUACUUUGAGGAAUCUGACGAUUGCAUCGUAUCAAUAACAGAUGUUGACUUUUUGUACCAGAAUGAGUACUUGGGAAUAACUGAGCGUUUAGUAAUAACACCACUAACGGAUCGUUGCUAUAUUACACUAUCACAAGCCAUCGGGAUGAGUAUGGGCGGGGCUCCCGCGGGUCCUGCAGGAACGGGCAAAACAGAGACUACGAAAGACAUGGGUCGUACGUUGGGCAAGCUUGUGAUCGUGUUCAACUGCUCUGAUCAGAUGGACUUUAGAGGUUUGGGUCGUAUCUACAAGGGUUUGGCUCAAUCUGGCACUUGGGGAUGUUUUGAUGAAUUCAAUCGCAUUGAACUACCAGUAUUAUCUGUAGCUGCGCAACAAAUUUAUAUAUGCCUAACAGCGCGGCGAGAAAAGAAGGAAUUCUUUAUUUUCAGUGACGGCGAUACUGUGAGUUUAAAUCCAGAAUUUGCUUUCAUUAUUACAAUGAACCCCGGUUACGCUGGACGGCAAGAGUUGCCAGAAAAUUUGAAGAUUCAAUUCCGCUCUGUAGCCAUGAUGGUGCCAGAUAGGCAGAUUAUUAUCAGAGUCAAGUUGGCCAGUUGCGGUUUUAAGGAGAACAUUUUGCUAGCUCGUAAAUUCUUUACUUUGUAUAAGCUUUGUGAAGAGCAACUAUCUAAACAAGUGCAUUAUGACUUUGGACUUCGGAAUAUCUUAUCUGUGUUGAGAACAAUGGGCUCCCAAAAACGUGCUAAUCCUGAGAGUACUGAGGAAAACAUAAUGAUGAGAGUAUUGAAGGAAAUGAAUGUAUCAAAAUUAGUAGAUGAAGAUGAACCUUUGUUUAUAUCAUUAAUUGAAGAUUUGUUUCCUGGCAUGAAAUUGAGUCAAACCUCACACAAAGAAAUGCAACGUGCCAUAGGCCUUAUGACAGAGCGAGCCGGUUUAGUUAACCAUCCUGAAUGGAAUUUGAAAAUAAUUCAGUUGUAUGAGACGUCACUAGUACGUCACGGCCUUAUGACGAUGGGUCCAACAGGAUCUGGAAAAACAACGUGUAUUCACACACUUAUGGCAGCGCUUACAGAAGUUGGAAGGCCACAUAAGGAAAUGAGAAUGAAUCCAAAGGCUAUAACAGCACCUCAAAUGUUUGGUCGCUUAGACGUAGCUACCAACGAUUGGACGGAUGGUAUAUUCUCCACUUUGUGGCGGAGAGCUUUAAAAGUAAAAAAAUCUGACACAACUUGGAUUGUUCUGGAUGGACCCGUCGAUGCCGUUUGGAUUGAAAAUCUGAACUCUGUGUUAGAUGAUAAUAAAACAUUAACUUUGGCGAACGGUGAUCGUAUAUCGAUGGCGCUCAAUAGCAAACUUGUAUUCGAGCCCGAUAACGUUGACAAUGCAUCCCCAGCCACCGUCAGCCGUAUGGGCAUGGUUUUUCUCUCCUCCUCUGUACUUAAAUGGCAACCGAUACUUGAGGGUUGGCUUAAAAAAAGAACCCCAAAAGAGGCAGACGCAUUUAGAACGGCUUUCAAUAAAGUAUACGACGACGUACAUUCGUUUGUGCAACAAAAAUUGCCGGCGAAAAUGAAGCUUCUCGAAGCCAUUUACAUCAGACAAUGUAUCGAUGUGUUGGUUGGUCUAUUGCAAAUAGAAAUACCCGGCGGCAAAAUGCAUACCGACCGUCAUCUAGAGCGAUUGUUCAUUUUUUCUAUGAUGUGGUCACUGGGUGCUGUGCUCGAGUUGGACGCACGAUAUAAAAUGGCAGAAUUUAUGACCAAAUUGCCAGUACGUAUGGACUGGCCGGGUGCCAAGUCCAAGGAAUUUGUCAUGCCUUUCGAAUUUAUGGUCAACGAAACUGGUGUCUGGCAACACUGGUCUGAAAUAGUGGAAGAUUACAUUUACCCACCUGAUAGUGUACCAGAAUAUGCUUCUAUACUCGUGCCUAACGUAGACAAUGUUUGUAUAUCAUUUUUGAUCGACACAAUAGCGAAGCAGAAUAAAGCCGUCUUACUGAUAGGAGAGCAGGGCACUGCGAAGACUGUGAUGCUAAAAAGUUACAUGAUGAAGUAUGAUAACGAAGUGAAACUGUUUAAAAUGAUAAACUUUUCAUCUGCUACCACUCCUAAUAUGUUCCAAAGAAUUAUAGAAUCGUACGUCGAGAAAAGAGUGGGAAUGACUUACGGACCACCCAAUGGAAGGGCCAUGACUGUGUUUGUUGACGACAUUAACAUGCCGGUCGUCAACGAAUGGGGAGAUCAGGUAACAAAUGAAAUAGUUCGGCAAAUGAUGGAAUGCGGAGGCUUUUAUUCGCUAGAAAAGCCAGGAGAAUUUAUUAUAAUAGCCGAGAUACAAAUGUUUGGGGCUAUGAUCCAUCCAGGUGGUGGUCGAAACGAUAUUCCGCCUCGGUUGAAGCGUCAGUUCAAUAUCUUUAAUUGCACCUUACCAAGUGAAGUUUCAAUGGAUAAAAUUUUUGAGACUAUAAGUGCAGGAUAUUUUUGUAAAACGCGGUUUGACAAGAAGAUAGUGGAGUUUAUGCCCCGUCUCGUUCCAGUGACACGUAUUAUAUGGCAGCAGACAAAGGUUAAAAUGUUGCCAACGCCAGCCAAGUUUCACUACGUGUUCAACUUACGCGAUUUGUCAAGAAUUUGGGAAGGAAUACUUUUUAUUAAGAAAGAAGAAUUACCUUCAAUCAAUUUAGCACUCAAGUUAUGGUUUCAUGAAUGCUUGAGGGUUAUUUCCGACAGGUUCACAACAUUCGAUGAUAAGGAUUGGUUUGUGGCGAAUUUUUGGAAGACUGCGGCCCAAGAGUUGCCAGAUAUUGUUAGCGAAUUUCCGGAAAAAGAAACCUUUUUCGUUAACUUCCUUCGUGAACCAGUAGAUCCAACUGGCGAUGAAGACGAAGAUUUUUCCACUGAUGCUCCUAAAAUAUACGAAGAACUACCUACAUGGGACUUCGUACUUAAAAAACUUGGUCAGUUUCAAGACACGUUUAAUGAACAAAUUCGAGGAGCUCAUUUAGAUUUAGUAUUCUUCCACGAUGCCAUGGUGCAUCUGUUUAUUAUAUCCCGCAUUAUUAAUACCCCACGUGGAAAUGCUUUACUUGUCGGAGUAGGUGGCUCUGGUAAACAAAGUUUGACGAAGUUGGCGACGUUCAUAGCGAAUUUUUCGUUUUAUCAAAUUACACUAACAAGAUCAUACAAUGUAAAUAACUUUAUGGAUGAUAUCAAAGUUUUAUAUAGAAUUGCUGGUCUACAAGGAACUGGUGUGUCAUUUAUAUUCACAGACAAUGACAUAAAAGAUGAGCAAUUUCUUGAAUUUCUCAAUAAUAUUCUCAGUUCAGGAGAAAUCGCCAAUUUAUUUGCGAAAGAUGAAAUGGAUGAAAUACUUAACGAGCUGACGCCGAUUAUGAAAAAGUAUGCACCGAGAAGAAUACCAGUGCCUGAUGUGCUGUACGAAUAUUUUAUUAUGCGAUCAAGAGCCAACUUACACGUCGUUUUGUGUUUUUCACCGGUAGGCGAGAAAUUCCGCAGCAGGGCGUUAAAAUUCCCUGGACUCAUUUCUGGGUCUACUAUGGAUUGGUUUCAAAAAUGGCCAAAAGAAGCAUUAAUUGAGGUCGCCCAUCAUUUCUUGUGGGAGUUUCAUGUUGUGUGCUCAACGGAAACCAAAGUGCAGUUAAUAGAAAUUAUGGGCAUGGUACAAGAUAAUGUGGCCGAUACAUGCUCCAUGUACUACGACAGAUUUCGUCGACAAACUCACGUGACUCCGAAGUCAUAUCUAUCCUUUUUAGAGGGAUACAAAGUUCUUUAUAAGGAGAAACACUUGUAUAUUGCCGAGCUAGCUAGAAGGAUGACGACUGGGUUAGAUAAGCUCGUUGAAGCAGCCGCGAGCGUUGAUAUUUUGAAGAAGGAAUUGGAAGUUAAAGAAUUGGAAAUCAAGGAAGCUACCGCUAAGGCGGAAGAAGUAUUAGCGGCUGUAGCAGAAUCUGCAGCGGCUGCUGAAGUUGUGAAGGCUGAAGUAUUGGCAGUGAAGGAUCGAGCAGUAAAAUUGGUCGGUGUGAUUGCAGCAGAGACGGCAGUCGCUGAAGAGAAACUUGCCGCUGCUAAGCCUGCUCUAGAAGCUGCUGAGGCUGCUUUACUGACAAUUAAUGCAGCGGAUAUUGCGACGGUGCGAAAAUUAGGCAAACCACCGUACUUGAUUACUUUAAUUAUGGAUGCAGUAAUACUUUUGUUUAGGAAACGUAUUGAUUCUAUAAAGCCUGAUCCUGAAAAACAAUUCUUAAUGGCUUCCUGGGCGGAAUCUUUAAAGGUAAUGGCAGAUUCGAGGUUUUUGAAUAAUUUGAAGUUUUAUCCCAAAGAUGAAAUUAACGCCGAAAUGGUUGACUUAUUGCAGCCUUACUUUAGAUUCAGUCAAUACACCUUUGAGGCUGCUAAAAUUGCUUGCGGAAAUGUAGCAGGUUUGAUAUCGUGGACUAUUGCAAUGGCGCAGUUUUACUCCGUGAACAAGGACGUGUUGCCAUUAAAAGCUAACCUCGCCGUCAUGCAGGGCAAGUAUCAAGCUGCCAAGAGAGAGUUGGAAGCGGCCGAGGCAUUGUUACAAGCCAAAGAGCGGGAAUUGGCUGGAGUGCAAAGGCAGUUUGAAGAGGCGAUGACAUUAAAACAGGCUGUAUUAGAUGAUGCGGCUAAAUGCCAGCAAAAAAUGGACGCAGCAACUGCCCUCAUCAAUGGACUGAGUGGUGAACGAGUGCGAUGGACGGAACAGUCUGCCUUAUUCAAAUCUGAAAUAGAACGCCUCGUCGGUGACAUCCUGCUACUGACUGGGUUUUUAUCGUAUACUGGACCAUUCAAUCAGGAGUUCAGAUUGUAUUUAAUCCAGAAUUGGCUUCACGAACUAUUAAGAAGGAAAAUUCCUGUUUCCAUGAAUUUAAGCAUUACUGAUCAACUAACGGAUGCUGCUACUAUUGGAGACUGGAAUUUAUGCGGCCUACCUACAGACGAAUUGUCGGUGCAGAAUGGAAUUAUCGUGACAAAAGCGGCACGCUUCCCCUUACUUAUUGAUCCUCAAACACAAGGAAAGAUUUGGAUCAAAAACAUGGAAAAAUUAAAUAGUCUUAUAGUAACUACCCUCAAUCACAAAUAUUUCAGGAACCACGUGGAAGACUGUGUUUCCCUUGGUUUGCCGAUGUUGAUUGAAGACGUAGCUGAGGAAUUAGAUCCUGCUCUGGAUAAUAUUUUGGAGAAAAAUUAUAUAAAGAUUGGUUCCUCGUUUAAGGUCAAAUUAGGAGAUAAAGAAAUUGAUGUUACUGCUGGUCACAAAAUUUAUAUUACUACAAAACUUCCCAAUCCUGCUUAUACUCCUGAAAUAUCUGCUCGAACGUCUAUCAUUGAUUUCACUGUCACAAUGCAAGGUCUUGAAGAUCAAUUGCUGGGUCGUGUAAUUUUAACGGAGAAAGCGGAAAUGGAAGCAGAAAGAACUCAGUUGAUAAUGGACGUAACGGCUAAUCGUCGCAAGAUGCAGGAGCUGGAAGCAAAUCUACUGCACAAACUUACCACGAUACAGGGUUCUUUGGUAGAAGACGUAUCGCUGAUUCAAGUGUUGAAUAUCACAAAGAGUACAGCGACUGAAGUGAAAGAAAAAUUAGAUAUAGCAAAGGAAACGGAACAAAAGAUCAACAUUGCCCGCGAGGAGUUCAGACCAGUAGCAACACGUGGCUCUGUAUUGUACUUUCUUAUUUGCAACAUGUCGCUCGUAUGUAACAUGUACCAGACUUCGCUGGCACAGUUUCUCGAACGAUUUGACAUAUCCAUGGAACGAUCACAGCCAAGCCCAAUCACGUUCAAGAGAAUUGCCUUUAUUAUUGAUUAUUUGACUUAUGAUGUAUGGAAAUAUAUCAGUCGUGGAUUUUAUGAGAAGCACAAAUAUUUGUUUACGUUGUUAUUAACUCUGAAAAUUGAUCUACAAAGAGAAUAUGUGUCUUACGAUGAAUUCCAAACAUUUAUUAAAGGUGGUGCAGCAUUGGAUUUGAACGCUUGCCCUCCGAAACCAUUCAAAUGGAUUACUGAUAUGUCGUGGUUGAAUCUUGUGGCAUUAUCUUCUUUGCGACAAUUCACUAAUAUACUAGAACAGGUUAAUAACAACGAGAAGGGCUGGAAAUCUUGGUUUGACAAGGAAGCUCCUGAGGAAGAAACCCUACCAGAUGGAUAUCAUACAUUGGAUGUUUUUAGAAAACUUUUGAUAGUUCGAUCUUGGUGUUCCGAUCGGGCAUUGGCACAAAGCUUGAAAUAUGUAACAUUUUCAAUGGGUGCUAGGUUUUCUGAAGCUGUUAUUGUGAAUUAUGAGGCUAUGGUACUAGAGUCGCGACCUCUGGUGCCACUGAUCGGAUAUUUAUCUAUGGGCUCGGAUCCAACACCCUCUAUAGAGACUACGGCCAAACGUCUAGAAUGCCUAUGCUCAUCUAUAUCCAUGGGCCAGGGUCAGGAGGUUCAUGCUAGGAAACUUAUUGACCGCGCUUUACAAGAGGGUUUGUGGGUACUUCUUCAAAAUUGCCAUUUAGGGUUAGAAUACAUGGUUGAAGUUAUGGAACAAUUUUCCGAAUUGGAAAAAGAACCAGAAAAAGUUCACGAAACGUUCAGAUUAUGGAUAACAACUGAAGUUCACGAAAAAUUUCCCAUCACUCUUCUUCAAAUGUCAAUAAAAUAUACUUGUGAACCCCCGUCAGGCAUAAAAGCUGGAUUGAUGAGAACAUACGACUCUAUGAGCCAGGAUUUCUUAGAUUAUAGCGACAGUCCCUUCUACCUGCCUAUGAUAUAUACGAUAUCAUUCCUACACACUGUCGUGCAAGAGAGACGCAAGUUUGGACCUCUAGGUUGGAAUAUACCAUAUGAGUUUAAUUCGGCUGAUUGGUUGGCAUCUUGUAUGUUCGUACAAAACCAUUUGGAUAUAUUGGAGCCUGGUCAGUCUGUGAGUUGGACUACAGUGCGAUACAUGGUCUCGGCAGUACAAUAUGGUGGCAGAGUCACGGACGAUUACGAUAACCGUUUACUUCUUACUUUUUGCAAAGUGUGGUUAACUGAACAGCUGUUCUCAGAUGAGUUUCAAUUUUAUAAGAAUUAUGGUAUUAUGAAGUUUAAAAAUAUCCCCGAAUAUAUUGAGGAAAUCGAGAAAAUGAAAACUACUGAUCCACCUCAAGCAUAUGGAUUACACACAAAUGCUGAUAUAACAUAUCAAAGAAAUAUGACUCAGGAGUUGCUCGAUACAAUAUUAUCAAUACAGCCGAAAGAAUCUAGUUCUGGUGGUGGAGAAACACGUGAAGCAUCUGUAUACAGACAAAGUAAAGAGAUGUUAGAGAAAGUACCACCUAACUUUGACCCUCACGAGGUUAAAGAAAGGCUGAGGUUCUACGGUAUUUUGAACUCAAUGGUUAUAUUCUUACGACAAGAGAUUGACAGGAUGCAGAAAGUUAUAACUCUAGUGCGAACAACGCUCAAGGACUUGCUUCUUGCCAUUGAUGGAACAAUUAUCAUGAAUGAGGCUCUAAGAGAUUCGCUCGAUAACAUAUACGACGCAAAGGUGCCAAAAAUUUGGCAAAAGGGUUCCUGGUCGUCCUCCACACUCGGUUUCUGGUUCACCGAGUUUUUAGAGCGAAACAUUCAAUUUGCCACUUGGUGCUUCCAAGCCAGACCGUUUUCAUUCUGGAUGACUGGGUUCUUUAAUCCUCAAGGAUUUUUAACGGCAAUGCGACAAGAAGUGACCAGAGCACACAAAGGAUGGGCCUUGGACAUGGUCGCUCUACACAAUGAUGUGACCAAAUAUUUGUUAGACGAAAUUAAGUCCCCACCUAAUGAGGGAGUGUACGUACACGGCUUGUUCCUCGACGGUGCCGGCUGGGACCGACGGAACCUGCGCCUGUGCGAGUCGACGCUCAAAGUGCUUUACACACAGCUGCCAGUUGUUCACGUGUACGCCAUCAAUUCUACCGCGCCCAAGGACCCUAAGCUCUAUCAGUGUCCAGUGUACAAAAAGCCUUUCCGUACUGGUUUAACGUUUAUCACCCCUCUGUGGCUACCUACUGUUAAGAACCCCGACCACUGGAUACUCAGAGGGGUAGCUAUUUUAUGUGAUAUCAAGUAAAUUGUAUUUUCUUUACUGAGAAUCCAAUUAUUAUUAUGAUUCUGCU